AUGAGUCAUCAGAGUCAAACGACAGUGGCUGCAACAGCAAAAGGUAUACAAGACAGAAGAGGUUCGCUUUUGAGAAAAAAUCGUUCAUCGAACAGUGUGGAUAGCACGUCAUCAACCACUAGCAGUUCACGUGCAAAAGGUUCACAUGCAUUGGUUCAAACAAAAAACGGUUACCAUGUAGUACCAUUUGAAUUAUUUUCAUCAGCAGUGAAAGCAGAACGUAAGAAAUUGUUCAGGGUUAACAAUGAUGUCGCGUUGAAAUUGAAAAAGGGUGACAAAGAGACACGCGGCAAAAUUCUGGCUAUUGGAGAUGAAGAGACUUGUAUAAGUCAAAUGGAAGUUUUUAUUAGUGAAUUGACUGAUAGUGUCACAGAAGUAUCUGGUACACCGGAACGUGUACGUUCAAAUCGAAAACUGAUCAUUGAUGAAACAGCUGGUACUGAUGGAACAAUUACACCACAACAAACGACGAUGACGUCGAUGCCAUCAUCAUCAAAUCAAUCGUCGCUAGCCACAAGCUUAGUCGUUGCAACGACACCAAAAUCAACGAAAACAAUUGCAAGUACACAAGUUGAUACAAGGUCAGCGUCAAACGGACGACGCAAACCAGGACCAAAAAAAGGAAGUUUUCGUUCGACGUCGUUAACUAAACAACGUUUAACAAUAAAGAGUCAAUCGUCGUUGAAAAACAGAAAACCAUUAAUUGUAUCGUCAAUUGUAAAUCGAGAACAAGAUGACCUCGAGGAUGCUGUGGAUGAGAGUCCGUCUGAUCGUGAACAAGCCAGCGAUGAAGAAAAUAUGGACUAUCAUUCGUGGGAUUUUGCAUCAACCAGUACGAAUACCGUAGUACCGGCUAUGAAAUACAAUCAAUUGGUCGUGGAAAAUGCGCAGUUACGAACAAAAAUUUUGGAAAUGAAAAAAGAUGAUGCUCAUUACAAAGCAUCGUCAUUUAAAUUUCCAUCAACGGAAAUACAACAACAUUAUAUUGAUAUGGCAACUGUAUUUACAUCACCAGAACCAAUGACAAAUACCGUUUUUCUUCGCGUUCAUUUUGACCAGCCGUUGUCGCUUUUCCAAACCAAUUUAAACCAUUCUAAAAUCACAAAUUCGUUUAAAUUAAUGUGGUAG
Didymodactylos carnosus is the source of this 1128-nucleotide messenger RNA. Lineage: Eukaryota; Metazoa; Rotifera; Eurotatoria; Philodinida; Philodinidae. The record is from the annotation of a GenBank genome assembly.